Molecule: messenger RNA, 540 nt
Organism: Symphalangus syndactylus (siamang)
Lineage: Eukaryota; Metazoa; Chordata; Mammalia; Primates; Hylobatidae
Product: programmed cell death protein 5-like
Cellular component (GO): cytosol; nucleus
Molecular function (GO): DNA binding
Source: RefSeq, a predicted model, not a curated record
GAGUGGCGGAGAGUGACCGCGGCUGCUCCACUGCUGAGGCCGCGCCAUGGCAGACAAGGAGCUUGAGGCGCUGAGGAGACAGAGGCUAGCCGAGUUGCAGGCCAAACACGGGGAUCCUGGUGAUGCAGCCCAACAGGAAGCAAAGCACAGGGAAGCAGAAAUGAGAAACAGUAUCUUAGCCCAAGUUCUGGAUCAGUCGGCCUGGGCCAGGUUAAGUAACUUAGCACUUGUAAAGCCUGAAAAAACUAAAGCAGUAGAGAAUUACCUUAUACAGAUGGCAAGAUAUGGACAACUAAGUGAGAAGGUAUCAGAACACGGUUUAAUAGAAAUCCUUAAAAAAGUAAGCCAACAAACAGAAAAGACAACAACAGUGAAAUUCAACAGAAGAAAAGUAAUGGACUCUGAUGAAGAUGACGAUUAUUGAGCUGCAAGUGCUCACAGACUAGAACUUAAAGGAAAAAUUCUAGGACAGAAGUUAAGAUCUGAUUAUUUACUUUGUUUAUUGUCUAUAUGCCCUUAAAACAAUAAACUUGUUAUGCA